UAGGUAAGUUUUGACAGCUUAACGAUCAAACUUGUUCAUAUCAAACAAACCAGGAUAAGACAGGAUAGUUAACGAAAUCACAUUAUCCUUAAGAAAUAGUAGACAGUUAUAAUUGAAGAUUGAAUUUCGAUGAUAAACUGUUAGAAUGUGAUUUACUUUUAACAAUUCUGAACUUUUAAUUCUUAAUAUAAAAUAGAAGAGGGGUCGCUAAAUUUUCUAUGAAUACAAAUUUGACAUUGACAUUUGACGCUUCAGGCAAUUUUCUUCCUAUCUCCAAAAAUAAGAUUUAAUGAACAGGAGUAGUUAAAUUUGUUAGUAUUAAAGGCUGUAAUUAAUAGCUAUGCACAAUUUAAACCCAGAAGGUCAUUAUGUCAAUGUGAAUGGAGCAGCAAACUCAGAGAAAGUGUGCAUUUUAGAUGCAGGAGCACAGUAUGGAAAAGUUAUUGAUAGAAAAGUGAGAGAAUUAUGUGUGGAAUCUCAGAUAAUUCCACUGGAUACACCAGCUUUCAACAUCAAAGAAUCUGGUUACAAAGCAAUCAUUAUUUCUGGUGGCCCGAAUUCUGUAUACGCCGAAGACGCUCCUAGAUAUGAUGCAGAUAUAUUCAGAAUAGGUUUACCUGUAUUGGGUAUUUGUUAUGGAAUGCAGAUGAUGAAUAAAGAAUUUGGUGGAACUGUUAUCAGAAAAGAAACUAGAGAAGAUGGUGUCUAUACAAUUGAAGUGAAUACCAAUUGCUUACUAUUUAAAGGUCUUGACAAAAUGCAGCCUGUACUACUUACUCAUGGGGACUCAAUAGAUAAGAUAGCGGAUAAUUUCAAGUCAGUAGCACAGAGUUCCUCAUUUUGUGCCGGUAUCUUCAAUGAAAAAUUACAAUUGUAUGGCGUCCAAUUUCAUCCCGAAGUAGAUUUAACAACCCAUGGUAAAACUAUGUUAAAAAAUUUCUUAUUCGAUAUUGCUGGCCUUACAGGCAAUUACACCAUGGAGGGGCGAGAAGUAGAAUGCAUAAAGUACAUUAAGAAAACUGUAGGUAACAACAAAGUACUUCUGUUACUUAGUGGAGGAGUAGAUAGUACAGUUUGUGCUGCCCUUUUGCACAAGGCUCUAAAUCCUAAUCAAAUUAUAGCUAUACACAUAGAUAAUGGCUUUAUGCGUAAAAAUGAGAGUUCUAAAGUACAUAAUUCCCUUUUAAAGAUAGGAUUAGAUGUGAAGGUAAUUAGAGCCGCCUCAAAUUUCAUGGAAGGUACAACGAUAGUUCCGGUAGAUAAACAGGAAAGUAGUAGAACUAUGGUAACAAAAAUGUUGUGUAAUACAACGAAUCCUGAAGAAAAACGUAAAAUUAUUGGAGACAUAUUUGUUAAGAUAGCAGAUGAAAUUGUAGCUGAUUUGAAUCUUAAAACAGAAGAGGUAUUUUUAGCUCAAGGAACUUUAAGACCAGAUUUGAUAGAAUCUGCCUCUAAAUUAGUUUCAUCUAGUGCCGAUACUAUCAAGACACAUCACAACGACUCUGAACUUAUCAGGAAACUGAGGAAUGAAGGUAGGGUUGUUGAGCCACUCAAAGACUUUCACAAAGAUGAAGUUCGAGCUAUUGGAAGAGAUUUGGGUUUACCACCUGAAAUUGUAAUGAGACAUCCUUUUCCUGGUCCCGGUCUGGCUAUUAGAGUUUUGUGUGCUGAAGAACCAUAUGUGGAAAAUGAUUUUUCAGAAACUCAAGUAUUAGUAAAAAUUAUAGUAGAAUUUCAUCAAAUGUUACAAAAGAAACACGCACUAUUAAAUAGAGUAGAAGGUUUUAUCAGCGAUGAAGAAAGGAAUAAUUUAAGACAAAUUUCAAGUAAGCAGAAAUUGACAGCUACACUGCUUCCUAUUCGUAGUGUUGGUGUACAAGGUGAUUGUCGCUCUUAUAACUACGUUGUUGGAAUAUCUGCUGAUAAAGAACCCGAUUGGGAAGAUCUCUCGUUUUUGUCCUGCCUUAUACCAAGAAUAUGUCGAAAUGUAAAUAGGGUGUGUUAUAUAUUUGGAGGUAAUGUGAAGGAACCAAUACCCGAUGUUACAACCACUUAUCUCAAUAGUAACGUUUUAAGUACUUUAAGACAAUGUGAUGAUAUAGCAACUUCAAUAUUGCACAAUAGUGGCCAUGCUGAGUCAAUUAGUCAAAUGCCAGUUGUACUAAUACCUCUACAUUUUGAUAGAGAUCAGGCAUUGAGGAUUCCUUCUUGCCAGAGAUCAAUUGUUUUACGUCCAUUCUGCACUCAAGAUUUUAUGACAGGUGUACCAGCUAUACCUGGAAAACAAAUACCUGUAGAUGUUGUUCAAAAAAUGGUGCAGGAAGUAGUUCAAGUACCUGGUAUUUCUAGAGUACUAUAUGAUUUAACACCGAAACCACCAGGAACGACUGAAUGGGAAUGACACUCACUAAUUGUAAUUAUUAUUUGUGAACUAAUGUAAUUUGUUAAGACAAAUUGUUUAUCUAAUCAAA
This is a messenger RNA of Diorhabda sublineata, 2471 nucleotides long. It is a transcript of the gene bur, whose product is annotated as GMP synthase [glutamine-hydrolyzing]. Gene Ontology annotation, cellular component: cytosol. The record is from RefSeq and is a predicted model, not a curated record. The coding region runs from base 341 to 2401 and encodes 686 amino acids. Gene Ontology annotation, molecular function: ATP binding; GMP synthase (glutamine-hydrolyzing) activity; GMP synthase activity. The transcript is spliced from 10 exons. Gene Ontology annotation, biological process: GMP biosynthetic process. NCBI's taxonomy places the organism in Eukaryota, Metazoa, Arthropoda, Insecta, Coleoptera, Chrysomelidae.